AUGGCAGCGUACACGGUGGUGCUAAAACCUCGGUCGAGUGAGGAUGGAGUGGCAGCAGCUACGGCUGUGACUCAGUCGAAUGAAUCGACUCCGCUGCUGCUGAGCGCGCUGCUCCGUGAGGGGCGCGUGGCCGAGGCGCGGGCGCGCUCGAGGAUCGAGGUGGACGGCACCUUUCUAGGCCAUUCUGGCUUCCUCGCCGUCAACUCGACGUCCGGUCGAGUGAACCAGCUCUUCUUCUGGCUCCAGCCCUGCACCGACGGGUGCGACCCCAGCACCGCGCCAUUUAUCCAGUGGUUCAAUGGCGGACCGGGCUCGCCUGAUACCAUCGGAGCCCUCAACCAGAUCGGGACACACUAUGUGGACGCUGCAGGCGCCAUCGCGCCUCGCUGCUUCACAUGGUGCAGGGCGAGCACCUGCCUCUUUGUGGACAGCCCCGUUGAAACCGGCUUCUCGUACCAGGAGCUUCUCGACAGUCCCGUCGAGUACACCGCCACGAGCCGUGAGGCCACAGAGCAGGUGCUACAUCUGCUGCUCCAAAUUUACCAGAUCUUUCCCGAGUACCGGUCUGCGCCCUACUACAUCCACGGCCUCUCCUACGGCGGCCGGUACGUGCCGUACAUGGCAAAAGCGGUGCUGUCGCACAAUCGCGACCACCCUCACGAAGCCGUGGACCUGCGCGGCAUUGCGGUCGGUGACCCGAUCAUCGACAAUGCCGCGCAGAAUGCAAAGGUCGCGCCGGCCCUCGCC
Messenger RNA from Emiliania huxleyi CCMP1516, 747 nucleotides. RefSeq lists its product as hypothetical. The transcript has a single exon. The record is from RefSeq and is a predicted model, not a curated record. Gene Ontology annotation, molecular function: serine-type carboxypeptidase activity. Gene Ontology annotation, biological process: proteolysis. Lineage: Eukaryota; Haptophyta; Isochrysidales; Noelaerhabdaceae. The annotation marks the transcript as partial.